AUGGCCUCGACCUUCAUGACCUCCUUCUCCCGCGGAUUCGGUGGCACCAACGUGUCCGUCGUGAGCUACGCUGCCAAGGAGGAGGCACGAGAGCUGUAUCACACAGCAGAGCAAGACGCGGUCACCCAGGUGGAGAGGAUCCUCCAGAAGCCCGCGGAUCCGAACUUCCGGGACCAUCGGGAGUUCAUCGCUGUUCAUGGCGCAGCAGACAACGGAGCAAUUGCUUCUGCCAGGCUACUACUGGAGGUGGGAAGAUGA
Molecule: messenger RNA, 258 nt
Organism: Symbiodinium sp. CCMP2456
Lineage: Eukaryota; Dinophyceae; Suessiales; Symbiodiniaceae
Source: the annotation of a GenBank genome assembly